Molecule: messenger RNA, 5530 nt
Organism: Pocillopora verrucosa
Lineage: Eukaryota; Metazoa; Cnidaria; Anthozoa; Scleractinia; Pocilloporidae
Source: RefSeq, a predicted model, not a curated record
CUGAAAGGGAAACAUAUUACCUGAAUGUAAGAAGAUGUCCAGGGAUGGAAAUUACCACAGUGUUAGUGAGCCGAGACGAAGUUUUCCCUGUGUGUUUCCCAAGAGUUCGAAUGUAAAGUGGAUGACUGAUUAAAUUAGUUUUGUUGCUAAAGAAGAAAAGUGUGCAGUUCGGGAGCGGAAAAAAUACUUAUAUUACCGUGAGCUGCAAAUUAUCUCGUCUUCAUCUCGAUUUGUCGCAAUCACAGGAAGUUGGGCAGGUGUACUUCACAAAUCUGUAAAGUUCAAGGCAGAAGACUUCAGACUUGAAGGUCCUGAAAAUUAACGCGUCGCCUGAAGAAAUACUCAGCGAUGGCCCAAAGAGCGGUAAAAUAAACACCGGAUGCAUUUGAUAAUUCAAACUGCUUUGUUGUAGCAAGAAAACCGGAUAACUUGUAUUUGCGACCUAGCCUUGUUUUCUGCGAAAUUGAAGACGUUUUUGCAAGCAUCAUCGACAGAUACAUUAGCAGACACGUUAUCAUCUCUUGAAUGAAGCAAAUUUAACCGACGCAUAUCUAGUAAACCGCACUUGAUUCGAAAGCCUUAAACACUUCUGCCUGUCAGAGAUACGAGAACAAUCAUGACACGAAAACGAACUACACUCGCGCAUAAGACUUCCCUAGUCUUACUGCUGAUGCUUGUGUCUAGAACUGAAGCAAACUAUACUCUGGGCUUGCUUAUUCCUAUGACUGAUGUGGAUUACCCAGAGGAUGGGCAAUAUUAUGCUUCCGCGAUGAGUAUUGCGGUGGAUGCUGUAAACAGACAGCAGAACCUCUUACCAGGUCAUAACAUUUCUUUUAUUUGGAACGACACUGCGUGCUGGAAGGAAGAUACGACCAUUCGUGGGUUAUUGCACCAGAUGUACGAAGCUAACGUUGCCGCGAUUAUUGGACCGGCUUGUUUGUGUAAUACUUCUGCCCGCAUUGCGGCUUCCUUUGACCUUCCCAUGAUUUCUUACUUAUGUAGCAGUCCGGAACUUUUAAACAAGGAGCUUUACUCUACGUUUGUAAGAACGUACACCCAAACUACUAAACUUGCCGAGAGCGUUUGGUUGUUACUUAAGGAGUUCAAUUGGUACAAAGUGGGUAUUGCGUUCGAGCAACUUCCUCCUUGGAGUAACAGAAAGGAAGAUAUUGUAAAGUUUCUUAAGAUGAGAGGAGUUGAGAUCCGAAUUGAGAGAGAGAUUCCAGAUGAGGCUCAAGAACGUGAGAAUCAACCGGCUAAAAUCAGACAGCUCAUGGAAGAAAUGAAACCGCAAGCGCGCAUAAUUAUCAUUGCUGCUAAUUUCUACACUGCCCGUGAGAUGAUUCUUCCUGCUUACGAGCUCGGGUUCACCAAUGGUGACUAUGCGUUUAUCACGUUCGAACUGGAUUACAAUGCAGUCUUACGCGGACAGGCUUCCCCUCAUUCAUGGUUCCUCGUCCCUUCGGAUGGGACCGAUAGGUUCCGAUGCAAGUUUCAGGAAGGGUUUGAAUCUGUGCUAACGCUUGCACUGGACGUCGACGAAAACAGAGGACCCUUCGACAUUUUUCAGACCGACGUCAAGAAACGUUCGCCUGAAGUGCCUUUUCCUAACAGUUCCGCCUACCAAGGAUAUAUUUUUGACAACCCCUCCUUUUUACCACGUAACACAACCACGCCACCAAUGUAUGCAGCCUUCCUUUACGACGCAGUCUACCAGUAUGCCAUUGCAUUGAACGAGACAAUAGCUCGGAACGAGAAACCAAACGGGAAAAACAUCAUUUCCAAGCUACUGAACAGGGAAUACGACAGUAUCCGUGGUCAGCGAGUUUUCAUUGACAAAAAUGGAGCUGCUGAAGUUGACCUGGUCCUUUUGGACAUGCGCUGGGAAUUCACAAGAGAAAAUUGCCCAAAGAAUGCCUCUAACACUGCAACCAUGGUACCGGUCGGAUACUUUAAGGUCACCUAUACCAACAGCAGCGAAGUCAGCUUUUCCUUCAAGCUCUCACAGGAUGAAAAGAUCGAAUGGCCAGGAGGUUCUCCGCCUGAGGAUAGCCCAGAGUGCGGUUUUGAUAAUGAUAAAUGUAACCCCCCGGAUUCUCCUGUUGGUGAAAGUGUGAAAAUGGCGAUCAUCGCUGGAAUAUCUGGCUUUGCUGGUCUUCUCAUUCUCCUGUUUGGCGUCAGCAGGAUAAGACAAAUUAGGUUGGAGAAAGAGUUAAAGAGUUUACUUUGGAAAAUAAAUUAUGAGGAAAUUGCCCUUAAAAGAUCACAUACAGGUCCAGCCGCGUUUACAGAUGAUGAACACUUUGAUUUACCCAAAGACACGGAGGAAACGGAAGCACCAUUGCUGAUGGAUUCAUUCAUGAAUGGUGACAUUAUUGGCGACUCCACCCGUUUUGGAUUUUUUAAGGGAACCUCAGUUGUUGUUAAGCGAGUUGGGACAAAACAUGUUGACUUGACACGUUCAGUGCUCCUAGAAAUGAAACAGAUGCUUGAUAUCCGUCACGAUAACCUUUCGCACUUUAUUGGUGCUACCGCUGAUCCUCCGAAUAUUUGCAUCGUGUCUGAAUUCUACUCUCGUGGGAGUCUUCAGGAAAUCCUGGAAAAUAAAGAUGUAAAAUUGGAUCACAUGUUCAUCUGUUCACUUGUUAAUGACAUCGCGAAGGGAAUGGGUCAUCUUCAUUGCACGGACAUCAAGUCGCAUGGAAGUCUCAAGUCUUCCAAUUGUUUAGUGGAUAGCCGUUGGGUACUAAAAAUUGCAGACUACGGACUUCCGACCUUUCGUUCGAAACUAACGAAAACUUUUAAAUAUACUGAAUCUUAUUACGAAGAUUUGUUAUGGACGGCUCCUGAAAUUCUUAGACUAAGCAGUCGUCCUGUAAAUGGAACACAGGAAGGAGACGUGUACAGUUUUGCCAUCAUCUUGCAAGAAUUCCACACACGAGAAGGGCCUUACAGUGCAAACUACAUGCAACCAGAGGAAAUUGUAAAGAGAGUUACAGAGGCCGAAAUACCGCCCUUUCGCCCCACGGUCGUGAACCUUAUCACUGGAGUGGAAGAGCUCAGAGAAUUAAUGAAAUUAUGCUGGGAGGAAAAGCCUGAAGCUCGCCCAGAUUUUCAUGAUAUAAAGAAGACUAUGCACAGAAUUGUUAGUAACAGUGGCAUGAAAACAAAUAUUUUCGACAAUGUGGUGUAUAUGAUGGAGAAAUACGCGGACAAUCUUGAAGAUCUUGUAAGCGAAAGAACUGUACAGCUAAUGGAGGAAAAGAAAAAGACAGACGCCCUGCUGGACAGAAUAUUACCACGUCCCGUGGCUGAGCAGCUUAAAAGGGGCAAAGCAGUGGAAGCGGAGAGUUUUCAUGAAGUGUCGAUCUACUUUAGCGAUAUUGUGGGAUUUACACAGCUUUCAUCAGACAGUACACCAAUGCAGGUUGUGACGUUUUUGAAUGCCCUGUAUACAUUGUUCGAUGACAUCAUAAGGGAGUUUGAUGUUUAUAAGGUGGAGACAAUUGGUGACGCGUACAUGGUUGUAUCAGGUCUACCAAUCAGAAAUGGCGAUAGUCAUGCUGCUGAAAUUGCAGGCAUGGCUCUUCAUCUGAUCGCUGGAGUGAAGCAGGACUUUGUGGUGCCUCAUAGGCCUGAUCAUAAAAUUGAACUGCGUGUUGGUAUACAUAGUGGUCCAGUUGUUGCAGGAGUAGUGGGAAGUACUAUGCCUCGUUACUGUUUAUUUGGUGAUACAGUGAACACUGCGUCUAGGAUGGAGUCAACUGGAGAAGGUUUAAAAAUUCACAUAAGUGAGGCCACAAAGAAACUCCUUGAAAAAUUAGGAGGUUUUAGAAUCGAGGAAAGAGGAGAUGUGUUCUUAAAGGGCAAAGGAACGGUUAAAAGUUAUUGGCUUGUGGAUUUCGCGAAAAAGACACCACGCUUUAGUCGGCGUUCAUUUAAGAGAGUUAAAGAACACUCAGACCAAUCCUCGGGCUUACUUGGAAUAUUGGAAGCCCCGCCAUCUCCCUGCAGGGUAUCUCGGACGUCUUCUCUCAGAAGAACUAUGAAAUCUAUGAAGCCUGAACCUCAAGUAGCGAAAGGAAAACACGUAGUUGACGCAAACGAUAAAUCGGACGAUUUCUCGUCUGUUUGACAUCGAACUAUUGAGUCAUCAUACACGAAGUACAAGGCUUGGAGAUUACAUCUGACGGAAUUGUCGCUGACUACAAGAGAUAUUCUAUUAUACGCUUAGAUGCUGGAAGAAUUUUUGUUGUGACGCACACCUCAGUGUGCUUUUGAAUACGUCCAAUCUAGUUUGCUACCUUAGUUUGCUUUCGGUUGUUUUCUCAAGUCUGGUCACAACGAGCUAAAUACAGAGUUCCAGUCUCAAAGCAGAAACCUAUUUAGGAGAAUCGCCAUCGACACAAAGAUAUGUACAUCAUUCCCAUGUGCUCAGUUAUUCAAUCAUUCAAAUAAUCUUGUGUGGCCAACAGUUUAAAACGAAUGUCAUAGUUAUGCAAUGCGGAGCUAUAUUUUUGAGGAUGUAGAAAUAGGAUUUAGAAUUACUUAUGAUGAGAAAACAACGCGCAAAGAAAUUUAUGCAAUAUAUAAUGCAUGUCCCGCUGUAGAUGAAAAGCUAGAAAUUUUAUUAGAGCAGGUAAAUGCUAAGACAUUGUUGCUAAUGCGUAAUCAAAUAAUGAACCGAAAUGAACUUAACCGGUGCUAUUGCGUUUGUAGCACAAAUGUUCAUGGAAGUGUAGAAAUCCUUUUUAUCUGUUUAUAGCGACUAAGAAAAGCUUUUUUAGAAGGCUUUUUAUUUUUUGUUGCAAAAGGAGCCAAGGCGAACUUUCAAGCAAGCCUUUCUUCCCAAAAUUUAUCAUGAAAAUUUUUAUCGUAAUAUUAACGUGACUUUGCAUAAACCGUACACGGACGGUCUUUGAACAAAACAUGGCCUCCGAGAACUUUCGCUGAAAUUAAAUUUAAUUCAAUUCUUUCAUGGUCGAUUUGCUCCACCGAAGGUUGAAUUGGUAUGUUACAGCCAGUUUAUCAUCCCAUAGUUAAAUGUUCUAUCUCCCUAUGUCGGAAUCCCCAACCCAUCUUGACAGCUUUGCCAACAGUAAACCAAAGACAAAACAAGCUGUACUACCAUUUUCGCCCCAAUACCCAGUUCGUUACUGCCACGUACCUUUCCAGCCACAGUCAAAUCCCAAAAGUGUUUCAUACUUGUGUUUCUUUUCAAUUUAAAGUUUCCUAUAGUGUUUACACCGUCAAAAUUUGGAAUAAGAAAAUAAUCACAACAAUAAGAUUUACCGUAAAUGAAUAAAUACAUUAUUCAAGGAAGACAAAAAUGGACAAAGAUUUUUUUUUAAUCAAAGAUUUUGCAUAUUUACACCAAAGGAACAAUGUAGAUAUUGUAACUAUACAAUAUACUAGGAAUAAAGAGCUGGUAACCUUGUCCCUCGAAGGGAAAAAAGUAAAGACCUGAGAAAUUCCAGGUUGUGUCAGUUUCUGUGUUACAUAUAUCGGAGUAAAACUGAUGGAUUUAAAA